Lachancea lanzarotensis is the source of this 2007-nucleotide messenger RNA. RefSeq names its product LALA0S03e08350g1_1. The coding region runs from base 1 to 2007 and encodes 668 amino acids. Lineage: Eukaryota; Fungi; Ascomycota; Saccharomycetes; Saccharomycetales; Saccharomycetaceae. The transcript has a single exon. Gene Ontology annotation, molecular function: zinc ion binding; DNA-binding transcription factor activity, RNA polymerase II-specific. Gene Ontology annotation, biological process: regulation of DNA-templated transcription. The record is from RefSeq and is a predicted model, not a curated record.
AUGGCUCACAAUGAAAGCCGUAAGCGUACUAAACCAUGUAUACUGUGCAAAAGAAAUAAGGUCAAAUGUGAGUAUGUGAACUCACUGCCCUGUGAGCGGUGCGCUAAGUACGGUCUGCGAUGCCACUUUGAACAACAGAGCAUUGCUGCAUCCUUGGCCGAGCUAAGGACUCUGCCUUCUAUGACUCAGGUACAUACAUUAGGCUCAGAAGAGACCCAGGUGACUGAGCCAGCAUCUUUAGCCCUUUCAAACGACUCUAAAGCUGUGAACUCACGUCUCAGCACGCUAGAAAGUGCCCUGGAAUCAGUACUGUCGAUUCUCCAAACUAGUCAAUCUCAGCAACAACAGCAAAUGGAUCUGAUCCAACAGCAGAUGUCACAAAACCAAACUUGGGAUAAGUGGCGCUUUCUCGAUCUUCAACCGUCAACGACAAACGACUCAUUUCAGGACGCAGCCGCCUUUCCGGAAAACCCACAAAACUUGCACCUUUCGAGAAUUUUGUCAAAAACUGAAGUUCAAGAGCUCUGUGAACUUUUCAAUGAUCGAUUUGCACCUCAACUUUUCGGAUACGAAAUAGGACCUUUAGAUGUAAGCACCCUCUGGAGAAGGUCGCCUUUUUUGUUGCUCUCGAUAUGCACUGUAACCUGUCUUCAUCAUCCUUUCAUGAAGUCAAAGUUCAACAUGCUCAAGCGAAGUUUUGAGGUCGGUGCUUCUCAGUGUUUAACGCAGGAGGUCCCAGCUAUCCAAGUAGAACACACAAUAUUGGCACUUGUCAUCGGUGCACUAUGGCUAGAAUCUGGCCAAAUGCUCGUAUCUGUUGCGAUACAAUUAGCUAGAUUUCACAGAUUGGAUCAGCCUAACACGUUGACCUCUUCACUUGGGCGCUCGCCACUACAAAGACUCUGGUAUUUGCUAUACAUCGUUGAUGGAAAUCAAAACCUCGUAUUUCACAAGAGCCCAUCUAUUCAUAAGGAAAGCGAGCCGUUAAUUCUAAAUUCGCGGAGGGAUGUCAUAGGAAGCCUCACGAGCCCACAAGUCCGCGGAGUUUUGAGUGCUAAUUACAGGGCUCAUGGGAAAGUUGUUAACAAUCGGCAGCUGGAGCUUUUGAAUGAAGUGGAAUGCCGCAAAAUAUCUAUACCAGGGACUACUUUACGCGAGCUCCGACUUCUCGGUCAACUUGAGUAUCAUAUGGCCAUGGAAUCAGUGUUUUCAGGCAACAGGAACAAUUCGCCAGAUCUAGAGCGCUCCAUGCAAGCAACAGCAACCUUGUUGGACCCGUCAAACUUUGGAGUACCUUGGGUGAGCAAUUUGGAGCUAGACAAGUGGAUGAUAUCGUGGACGAUCACAUUGCAGAACAUAGACUUUCGAAGUGAUCCUUGGUGUCUGAAAUCUACACUCUUGUAUUAUAAUUUUGCUCGAAUGCACAUCAACAUGAAACCUUCAUUGGGUGGUGGCAGAUCCUCCGUUUUCAACAGUGGCACAACUGAUUUGAUGAAAAUAUGGCAAUCACCAGACCCAGCAGUAUUUUCUAAUCCGACUAGGGGGAAAAGUGCUUCUCAUGACAUUUCGUUUUCUGCUGCUCAGUCACUAAUCAAACUAGCAACCGAGGAUAAUGAUAUCACAAGUAUCUUUCAAUUUCUCCCUAUGCAUGUUCAUGCCAUGCUCUACUAUGCAUCUCUGGUUCUCUUAGACCCUACAGAUGUUUUGCACGGUCUAAGUCCGAAUCGCAAAGUGCUUGCUACUCGGUAUAAAACCGUCAAUAACUUGAAAAGUCUCAUUUCAAAAACACCAUCGUCUGAUCCAAACUUUAGAGCCAAGACUCUAGAUUCAUUGAGUCAGCUUCUUGACAACUUUGCCGCAAAAUGUUUGGCUGUUGACACAGGAAAUACCCAAGAUGAUCACGGUGCUAGAUUUCAGGAAAUAAUCGAAGAGGAACACCCAGCUCGGGAAGAAAGGAAGCCAAGAACAAUUAUAGCAUGGCCGGGAACCAACCCGGGUCACCCAUAA